Molecule: messenger RNA, 1858 nt
Organism: Pseudophryne corroboree (corroboree frog)
Lineage: Eukaryota; Metazoa; Chordata; Amphibia; Anura; Myobatrachidae
Product: indolethylamine N-methyltransferase-like
Exons: 3
Coding region: 39-818 (259 amino acids)
Cellular component (GO): cytosol
Molecular function (GO): N-methyltransferase activity
Source: RefSeq, a predicted model, not a curated record
ACGUGAGAGUCAGCCAGUCUGUGACACAGUAAUACAAGAUGGAUUCCAGCGCCCAUAAAUUCUAUCCUGUACACGGCUUUGAUUCUAGAGAAUUACUGGAAACAUAUUUUUCUAACAAACAAGAAAUGGGCUUUUUAGAUGAUACAAUGAAAUUUCCAAUGGAAUGUUUACACCGUGCUUUCAGUGAUGGUCACAUUAAGGGAGACCUUUUGAUUGACAUCAGUAUUGGAUCCAUCAUUCAUCAUCUCUAUACAGCCAGUGGAUAUUUCAAAGAGAUCCUUGUGCUGAAGUGCUCUGAGCAAUGUAUUAUGGAGCUGAACAAAUGGAUUAACACACGUACCGGAGCAUUUGAUUGGUCUCACAUAAUGACAUAUAUUAAAUGCCUAGAAGGAAAUGGUGACCUAUGUCAGGACAAAGACAUAACGUUGAAGACAACAAUAACAAAGACAGUGAAAUGUGACUUUGACAAAGAGAAUCUGACAGACCCGGAGGUGCUCCCACCAGCAGACUGUGUCAUCAGUGUAGUGCUGUUAGAAUUAAUCAGCAAAGACCAAGAUGAUUAUAUAAGGAAUUUUAGGAACUUUACGAAGCUACUGAAGCCUGAAGGACAUCUGCUAAUAAUUGGAGUUUUAAAUGCAUCUUUUGUCACUAUUGGGCCGGACAGAGUACAUAUUUUGAAAUAUAAUGAGAACUUUGUAAGAAAAGUUCUUGCUGAUGAGGGGUUCAUUAUGGACGACUGUGCAGUCCAGAAAAGAACAUCAGUGAGUGACCUUACUGACUUUGAGUCAGCUAUAUUUAUCAUGGCUCACAGACAGUAACAAGGGCCUGGUUCUGAGUCUCAUGUUGUGCAGUUGAGCAUUUUUUGUUUUUACUGUGCAUGCAUCUAAAUUGCAGCACACAUGCAUCCUGAUUGUGUUUGUACAGGGUUGUAGUAGCAAUUUUAGACACAUGGUGGUAUCAGGGCCAGAUUAACAAUGGGGCAGAUGGAGCUCCAGCUCCAGGACUCCAUAGAAAAAUAGGCCCUUCAUCAUGGUGGCCUGACCAUCACCAGUCACCAGCUGGUCAUAAAUUAUUAGUAUUACAUUUUAUUUCUAUUUCCCACACAAAAUGAUGUUAUUUUUCAUUUUUAACAUAUCUAGGGAGACAUUGGGAAUGAUAGUAUAGGGGGUGUACAUGUCUACAUGGCACUAGCCAUACUCAAAAAGCACUGGCCACACCCACACAGCACAGGAAACACCCCCUCUGAUUCUCAUAAUAUGCCAUUGAACAUUUUCAGCCCCAUGCUCAUGAGGCUCUUAAUCCAGCCCUUGAAGUCAGCGUCUCAGUCCGGGCACAGUCACACACACACUUGUACACUGGGAGAAGGGCUUUUACCAGCAUUAGCAUAUAGUCGCAGAUGCAACUACGGUAAAAGAAGUGGCUGCAGUGUGUGACUCAGAUCAGCCCCUAACUCUCAGAAGCAAAUAGAACAUAAAUAUACCAGAUAUUCCUUUCAGUUUGCAAAUGAUAAACCUUUAUUAAUAAUCAGAUAAAUUACCAUAAAUUUGUAUUGAGCUGACCAUAUUGAUGCUCAAACCUGAUCAACACAUAAAGUAAUUGGUAACUUUUUGCAGUUUACUGUUUGAUUAAAGAGCCUGUGAUUCAUGUGUGAUCUGUGAGUGUUUCUGUCACCCACCAGGGAUCAUUGUGGUCAUCCGCUCUGCAGACUCGUAGUUACUACAAUAACCCACAUAUCAUUUUAUUAUCCCAUGAUAUCUGACACAGAGAUGAGUAAUUGAUGAGGAUUCAUUUCACAGAGAACAAGAGACUGUUUGUGUAUUACUGUAAUGUAACCUUGUAACAUUUUUGAGUUAAAUAU